Molecule: messenger RNA, 924 nt
Organism: Polypterus senegalus (gray bichir)
Lineage: Eukaryota; Metazoa; Chordata; Cladistia; Polypteriformes; Polypteridae
Product: cholesterol 25-hydroxylase-like protein 2
Exons: 1
Coding region: 1-885 (294 amino acids)
Biological process (GO): sterol biosynthetic process; cholesterol metabolic process
Molecular function (GO): C-4 methylsterol oxidase activity; steroid hydroxylase activity; iron ion binding
Source: RefSeq, a predicted model, not a curated record
AUGGAUCUCAGCAUUGUAAUGAAGCAUCUGCCAACAGACACCAAGCAUUGUUCAAAUGCAUUUGCUUUGGAGAAACCUUUCUUUGCCCCUCUGUGGGACUACCUUAGGAUUAACCACAAUGAAGUAAUAAGAUCUCCUUUGCUUCCAGUCUUUCUUUCUAUCUUUACAUAUCUCAGCCUUUGUUUGUUCUACAUGACUUUGGAUCUUCUAGCUCCACUGGUACCUUCUAUUAAUCGCUACAAGAUACACCCUGAAAACCCUGUGAAGGCACUGGACAUUUUGAAGGCGGUUAUACUAACCUUGUACAACCAUGUCAUCUUUGUUUUUCCGGCAGCUGUGGCUCAGUGGUAUUGGAGGCCAAAGCUUCCACUGGUGGAAGAUGCUCCAACACUUCUGGAAUUCUCUACAGGCAUUAUUGGAUGCACCAUCCUCUUUGAUUCCCAGUACUACAUCUGGCACCUUGUGCACCACAAGUCCCGGUGGCUCUAUGUAACUUUUCAUGCCACCCACCAUGAAUAUCACACAACAUUCUGUUGGGUCACCCAGUACAUGUCUGCCUUUGAGCUAAUGAGUGUUGGCUUUUGGACCACUUUGGACCCUGUUCUUCUUCAAUGUCACCCCCUUACGGGUUAUGCCUUCAUGGUCUUCAAUGUCUGGAUAUCAGUGGAAGAUCACAGUGGCUAUGAUUUUCCUUGGGCUCUGCACAAUCUUAUUCCAUUUGGGCUCUGGGGUGGCUCAGUCAAGCAUGACAUGCACCAUCAGAAACCAGCAACCAACUUUCAACCUUUCUUCUCUCACUGGGAUUGGCUUGGAGGCACCUAUUUCUAUCAAAAUAAGUCCUCUAGAAAUAAGGACAAGAAUGAAAAGAGACUGACAUUGUUGUAAUGUGGUGGAAUGUUAAAUGGAGCAUUUUACAGUAACUCU